Molecule: messenger RNA, 836 nt
Organism: Musca domestica (house fly)
Lineage: Eukaryota; Metazoa; Arthropoda; Insecta; Diptera; Muscidae
Product: trypsin alpha-3
Exons: 2
Coding region: 30-800 (256 amino acids)
Biological process (GO): proteolysis
Molecular function (GO): serine-type endopeptidase activity
Source: RefSeq, a predicted model, not a curated record
AAAGUAAUAUUUGUUUGUUUUAAGAAAAAAUGUUAAAAGUAUUCAUUUUACUUGCCUCCAUAACCUCGAUUCUAGGGGCUGGCAUUCCUGAGGGCAUGCUGCCUCAAUUGGAUGGUCGAAUUGUGGGCGGUGUUGCCACAACCAUUGAUUCUCAUCCCUGGCAAAUCUCCCUGCAACGCAGUGGUUCGCAUUCCUGUGGUGGCGCCAUCUAUGCGGCGAAUGUUGUGGUCACAUCAGCCCAUUGCUUGCAGGAUGUUACCGCCUCAGUUCUGAAGGUUCGUGCUGGAUCCUCGACAUGGAAUGAAGGUGGAAUUUUGUUGUCGAUUGCCGCCUUUAAAGCUCACGAAGGUUUCAGUUCCUGGACAAUGGCCAAUGAUAUAGCUGUGCUGCGUUUAAGUUCUUCCCUAAAGUUUGGUUCCACUAUACGGCCAAUUGGUUUGGCUACUGUGGCUCCUGCUAAUGGUGCUUCUGCCUCGGUGUCUGGUUGGGGUACCCAAUCGUAUGGCUUCUCCUCCAUUCCCACCCAAUUGCGUUAUGUCGAUGUCAAGAUAGUUGGUACCACCCAAUGUGCCUCCUCUUCGUAUGGUUAUGGUUCGGAAAUCAAGUCCAGCAUGAUCUGUGCCUACACUGUUGGUAAGGAUGCUUGCCAAGGUGACUCUGGCGGCCCAUUGGUUUCUGGUGGUGUCUUGGUUGGUGUUGUCUUUUGGGGUUAUGGCUGUGCCUACACCAACUAUCCUGGUGUCUAUGCCGAUGUUGCUGUUCUCCGCUCCUGGGUUGUCAAUGCUGCCAACUCUGUUUAAAUUAUGAUGUGAAUAAAAACGGCAUACGAUAAAUAA